UUAUGGCAUGUCGAAGCUUUACCGUCCAAGUAACAACUUUCUCAUUUCUAUCCCGCUCACUCAAAGUUUUCAGGCUGAAUAUCUCCCAGCGGUGUCUUGUCCAAAAUUGAACACAAAAGCAAUGGAGUGCCACAUCUGUAUGGAGGAUUUUGACUCGACCCUGAGGCGGCCGAAGUGCAUCAUCCCGUGUGGCCACACUGUGUGCCAGCACUGUUUGGAGGAUUUGAAGAACCAUGUGUGCCCGACCUGUCGGAAGGAAUUCUCGGGGCCUGUAACAUCUCUGCCGGACAACUACGCUAUCCUCAAUUUGGUCGAGAACAAGCAUCGCCCCAAGUCGCCCAGCUCAACUUCGAUUUCAACCAACAAGCUCUGGUGCCGAAAGUGUAAGAAGGCUGCCACUGACGAGUGUGGGGACUUGGAGCACACCCUCUGCUCCCUCCGCAAGCUGCGCUCGGAGCAGGCGGCCCGCAGCUGCAGCGAGCAGAGCGCGCGACGGCGGGGCGGCGGGCGGGUGGAGGAUGAUUUAAUGUUGAACCACACAACUUUGGAACCGUGGUACAGGCCAAUAGGAACAAGAGAUGUUAUAAUUAUCUGA
Molecule: messenger RNA, 595 nt
Organism: Thrips palmi
Lineage: Eukaryota; Metazoa; Arthropoda; Insecta; Thysanoptera; Thripidae
Product: E3 ubiquitin-protein ligase TRIM32-like
Exons: 5
Coding region: 8-595 (195 amino acids)
Biological process (GO): protein ubiquitination
Molecular function (GO): ubiquitin protein ligase activity
Source: RefSeq, a predicted model, not a curated record